Alosa sapidissima (American shad) is the source of this 5220-nucleotide messenger RNA. Its product is annotated as trichohyalin-like. Lineage: Eukaryota; Metazoa; Chordata; Actinopteri; Clupeiformes; Clupeidae. The record is from RefSeq and is a predicted model, not a curated record. The transcript is spliced from 8 exons. The coding region runs from base 207 to 4385 and encodes 1392 amino acids.
CACUGGGAAUAUGGCCAAUUUACCUUUGUGCCUAUCCAGACCUUCUGACUGCAAACUUAGUUGACGACCAUAUGGAUCUUCGCUGACUAAUCAUAAUAAUUCAGCACGUAGGCAACCUUGUUGGCAGCAUUUUAGAUGGAUAGUAAGCUCCUUGCUAAAUUCGUGUAAAACUCGAAACGUGAAGCGCCAAGUAGCAUGAUCACACGAUGGGGAACAGAACUGUACUUAAUUUGCUGGCAUUCAUGUUGGUAACGUGCUCUGUAGGUGAAGUGCGUUGUGCUAUCCUUGGCGAACGAGGAAGCAGUCUAAUAUUAAAACCACAGACAAGGGGAACGUUGGAGGAAGUAACCUGGACACAUAAUGGCAACAAAGUGGUAGUUUACGAUCAGCAACAAAUUUUAACAUUUGAUCCUUUUAAAAAACGGGUUGUUUUAGAUCUCCGCUCAGGAGAUCUGACUAUAAAGAGGCUACAGACAGGUGAUGGCGGUGUUUAUGAGUCAACCACUGUUGUAAAUGGGAAGCAACAGUACUCUAAACACAAUCUUCAAGUAAUUGAUACUGUUCCACAGCCAAAAGUGACGUGUAAAGAAGCCAACCCAGAGUCAGAGGGGGAAACGCUCCUGUGCGGUGUGGAUGCGGACACCCCAGUGACCUACAGGUGGAGGGGGCCUACGGUGUAUGAUCAUCCAGGCUCAGAGCUGCGGCUUGGCAAACAGGAGGACCCCGAGUCUGUUUUCACCUGCUUUGUGAAGAAUGAAAUCAGCGAGAAAUAUGUUACGUUCACUCUAAAAGACUGCCAGCCAGGUGGCAUUUCUCCCGGCAUUAUUGCUGCAAUUGUCCUGUCUGUCAUAUGCGCUUUAUGUCUGUUAAUUCUGAUCCCGCUCUUGGUUUGUAGAAAGCAGAAAAAAAAACCAAGACCGAACCAGACAUACAAUCAGGUGGACAUUGAAAAUGGAGAAAACAAAAACCUGCUGUCAGCAGGGGUGCCAACAGACAAUGACACAGAUGCAGGGGGAAAGAAGAGGAAAGCGAAAGGGCUGUUUCGUGCUGUGCACCACAACCAGAAGAGUGGUUCUGGCCUUGAAGACACAGACAAUGAGGAAAAUACUUCAUUCUCCUUACGAGCAACCCUUCCAAGCCAUGCUAAACUAAGGCCUCCUAGAGCAGGACAUGAACGGGGAAAUGGCACUUGUGUAGCAAAGGACCUAAACAGUCCAGACAAAUCUACAGCCAGAUUGCAGCAGGAAGAUCAAAGUGCUGAAAAAACCAUACCUGUGUCUGUAGAGGUAGCCACACUGGACCAGAAGGCUGUGGAGGUCCAACCAGAGUUACAUGGUGCAGAAUCAGCACUAGCUGUCAUUACUAACUUCUCAUCUAGUGCAGAAGAGCCUGACAUGCAACUGAAUGCUGUAAAUCACAGCAAAGAUCAGCCCAUGCAUGAGGAUGAGGAACUUCCUCAUGGUAGUCCAGAGGGUGUGCCUGAAGAAAUCAAAACCUAUCGUUCCCACAACGUCACUGUCAUGAUCGAGGGAAGAGACAGAAGGGAAAGCUGUGAAGAAGAAGAAGAAGAGAAUUUGAGUGGCACAGGGAGAGGCACAGAUCUGAGGUCUGAAAGUGGAGCAGCAGAGGAGGAGAGAGAAGGAAAUAGACCGCGGACGGACACGGAAAAUAGUCAGGAGGAAGAGAGUCUAAAACAAGGAACCAUAGUGGAAGAUAUGCAUUUGCAUGUUCAAGAGAACCAUGAGAUGGCUGUGGAAGCGAGUUCUGUGGAUAAGGAAAGGAAUGGUGUGAUUGUCCAUCCUGAUCAAAUUGAAGAGGAGGAAGUCAAUGGCAGUGAGCUGAAGGAAGAACUUCCUGAGGUAAAACAGGAUCUUCAGGAGCAUCUAAAGGAAGAUACUCCAAAGGAUGAAAAAGAGAAUGAACAGGAUGACCAACGUGAAGCUGAGCUGGACCCUCAGACAGAGAGCUUAGGAGAGGAGGAGGAUAGUAGUACAGUGCAGGAGAGACGAAGGACCGACGAGGAAGAGGACAUCAUAACCAAAGAGCAGCCUUGUAGAGAAAAUGAACAAGGCAGUAGAACUACAGAACCUCAGGAGAAGACAGAAGCUGAAGUGCUACAGGAUCAGACUAGGGAUGGAGGAGAACAGGAGCCACAUGUAAACAAAAGAUUAGAUGAGGAAAGGACCGAAGAGCAUGAAGGAGAGGAUGGCGGGAUGGAUCCAGAGAGGAAAUGUCCUGACGAGAGAGACAUGGAAAUGGAGAGUGCAGUGGAGCAGGGUGAGGGUGUGGACAAUAACACAAAUCAAAGGGAGGAGAAUGAGUUAAGGCAUGAAGAUGAAUCUGAUGAAGACACAGUGAGUGUAAAUAGUGAGCAGGAGUACCAACUUUUGAAGCAGGGUAGUGAUACCAGUUUGGAGAAGCAGCUAAUUGAUUUUCAAGAUGUCAGCGUGACAGAAGAGACAAAUGGUGAGGAAAGUGAGAUUAAGUCAGUGAAUGAAGGGACAAAAGCUAACACUCCAGCGGAAGAUAAAAAACAAGAGGGACCUGCUGAAGAUGAGGAAGAGGACAUUAUAACCAAAGAGCAGCCUCUUAGAGAAAAUGAACAAGGCAGUAGAACUCCAGAACCUCAGGAGAAGACAGAAGCUGAAGUGCUACAGGAUCAGACUAGAGAUGGAGGAGAACAGGAGCCACAUGUAAACAAAAGAUUAGAUGAGGAAAGGACCGAAGAGCAUGAAGGAGAGGAUGGCGGGAUGGAUCCAUGUCCUGACGAGAGAGACAUGGAAAUGGAGAGUGCAGUGGAGCAGGGUGAGGGUGUGGACAAUAACACAAAUCAAAGGGAGGAGAAUGAGUUAAGGCAUGAAGAUGAAUCUGAUGAAGACACAGUGAGUGUAAAUAGUGAGCAGGAGUACCAACUUUUGAAGCAGGGUAGUGAUACCAGUUUGGAAGAGCAGCAAAUUGAUUGUCAAGAUGUCAGCGUGACAGAAGAGACAAAUGGUGAGGAAAGUGAGAUUAAGUCAGUGAAUGAAGGGACAAAAGCUAAUACUCCAGCAGAAGAUAAAAUACAAGAGGGACAGACCCCAUUGAAGGAAGGGGAAGAUCAAAUAAUGCCUAAAGAAGACACUGUUGCAAUAGAAGAACAUGACAGAUUGCCUGAAGACCAGGACAGUUUACCUGAAUACCAAGAUCAUCAAGAUAUCAGUGUGACAGAUGAAAUGUCUGAUGAAGAAAGUGAGAUAAAGUCAGGGGUAGAAAAUGGAGGGGUAGAAAAUAAUACUCAAUUGGAAGAGAACAGGCAAGGAGUAGAUGACAGCAUGCCUAAAGAAGAGCCUGUGGCAUUAGAGGAACAGGACAGUUUACCUGAAGACCAGAGAAUUGAUACAAUUAUGAAAACUCAAGAUGAUCAUGAGCAGGAUAGAAAAACAGAAAUGAUGAGCAAUCAUGGCCAGGCUGAGGAUUUACUGGCGAAAGAAUUCAAGGAAGAACAGAUCGAACAAGACCGACAGCAAAAUGACACAAACAGCCCUGUACUUCAUGAAAAUGAAGAGGAUGAAGAGAAGACUGAGACUGAAAAAGAAAAUGAACACAGCCAGGAGGAAGAAAGAAAAAAAGUUGUGCUGCCCAAAUCUGAAUCUGAAGAGGAAGACUUUGACACAUUAGGUCAGCUACAGAAUGAGGAACACCUGGAACAUGAGGGGGGAGAAGAGGAAGAGGAGAGAAGGCAUAUUGACAGCACCCAGUCGCAGGAUCAACCAAUAAAACAGCAUCAUGUUGUCACCAAUCUGGAAGAAAGAAAUGAUAAGAAUAUCACUGACAGUGAUGGAGAGCAGGAAAUUGAAUAUGAUAGACAGACAGAUGACAUGCAUUUGUUAAAAGAGAAGAGUGAAAGUGAUGCUCAGAUAGAAGAGGACUGUAAACUGGAAAAGGGAGAAGUUUGUGAGGUUGAUGCUGACAAAGUCCAGGGUGAUGAGAAAGUAGUGGAUGAAAAGAAACACCAUGGGCCUGAAGAUCAUAUGGCUGAAGAUGUGGGUGAUCUCAGUGAGAUUGAAAACCCUUACCCAGUAGAGAAGGAUGAGGAGCAAAGGGAAGCCAGGACACAAAAAGAUGGACAGCAAGAUGAUCUAAACAACAGCACUUCUGAUGAAAAUAAAAAGGUGGAUGAAAAAGAUGUUGAGAUGAAUCCUAACAGGGACCCAGACAAGGAGACAUUGCUGGAAGAAAAAGAAGGGGACACUGAGGUGCAUCAAGGACAGACAGACGGAGAGCAGCUCCAGACUGAGUUUCCAGGACAACUACAGAAUGAGCCGAGCCAAUUGGAACACCAUGCUGAUGACGAGGAACCAGUGAAAGGCAAAGGCCUUGAGGAAGAUGAUCAAAUGAAACAUUAGAUGGAACAACUAAAUAGUAAAAGUGAUGUGUGUGUGUGAGAACAAUAAGGAUGGGAGGGGCGUGGUCCCAGAGAAUGAAGAGAGAAACGAUUCUCCAUCAGAAAAGGAGGGAAAGGAAAAGGUGGAGAUGCAUCGAGAUGACAUAGGUCAAAGUCAGACAAGUUAUUGAGUUAGGGCAGCCACAAAAGUUGAAACAAUCAGGAGGUUAAAGAUUUAGAGGAAGAAAAGGAUAUGUAAGUAGAACAGUUUAACAGGAAAAAAGUAAAAAGUAGUCUAAUAUUCAGAAAUUUGUCAUGAAUUUAAUGAAGGAUAUUAUAUGAAUCUACAUGUAAAUACAUUAACUUUUUACAUUUUAGUGUUAACAAUAUGAAUGUUUCUUAAAAUGAUUAAUAGUGAAAUGCGUUUCUGAUGUGUUUCUUUCAACAUGCAUAGAAUGAAAGGCUAAACUUUUUUUUCAUUCAACACAUAAACAGGAUGUGAAAUGUGUCCACUUAUGUGCAGCUUAAACAAUCAUGCUGCAGUUAUUAAUUAAAAUUCAGACAACUAAACUUUUUAACCAUUUUAGCUUCAUAAUCACGGCCUUAUAGCAAACUAGACUAUUUUAGAGGGCAUCCUGAUGGAAGCUGCAAGGACCACACACUUGCCCAUGAACUGUUGGUCUGGGUCAGUAACUCCAGGAAUUUGUCUAAACCCUGUAUGUAAACUGAUCCGUAAAUAUAUUGCAGUUUUGUAGAGGGUGCUAAAAAUGUCAUGCUGUGCUUUCUGUUAACUACUGUUUCAAGUAUUUUGUGUAAACACACAAGAUAAGACAUUAAACCAGUUUUGACCAAUCCAA